AUUAUUUUUAUUGCCGUACUUCACGAUUCCAUUACUGAUAAUAAAUCAGGCUUACAUCAGUGUUUGUAUUGUGUACAACGUGUAGAUUUACAGACAAUAAACACAAUAUUUUCGCGUUAUCAGCUUCAGAUUAGUAGACACUGGAAAAUUUUCCAUCAUUUUGUGACAGUUUUGCUGCAAUUUUCAAUUCAUUUGCAGUUCUGAGCUCGCGGAUUGUGGAUUGUUUGCUGUGUUUAAUUGAGUUUUAAGUCGUAAAUUGUGAAAUAAUCAAUAGAUUAAGAUGGAAGAAUCAAAAUUAGAUUCAACUAGAAUGGAUUUGGAUCUACAAGCUGUUGAGGCUAUGCUAUUAGCUACUCAAGAUCAAUCAACUUACCGUCAUCGGUUUGAAGAUGAAUUUGACGCUACUGAGCACCAACAUCAACGCUACAACCCCUUAUCGGGUCAAUGGAUCCUCGUCUCACCACAUCGCAUGAAACGCCCAUGGUCAGGCCAAGAGGAAGCAUCGCAAAAAGAAGACUUGCCAGAGUUUGAUCCAUCAAAUCCACUCUGUCCAGGCGUCACUCGUCCAAAUGGUGAAAAGAAUCCAGACUAUAAGUCAACAUUUGUGUUCACCAAUGACUUUCCAGCACUUUUAGAGGACAUUCCAGUUCCACCUGAGAGUGAUGAUCCAUUGUUCCAGACCAGAGGUGCUCGCGGUACAUGCAAGGUCAUGUGCUUCCAUCCAAAGAGCAACAAAACAUUGCCAGUGAUGAGCUUGACUGAAAUAUCAACAGUCAUUAAUGCUUGGAUUGAUGAGUUCAAGAAGCUAGCCAGAAAGUACACUUGGGUACAGAUUUUUGAGAAUAAAGGUGCUGCUAUGGGAUGUUCCAAUCCACAUCCUCAUUGCCAGAUCUGGGCAUCUUCAUUCUUACCAACUGAGCCUGAAAUUAAGGAUCGAUACUUGCGUGAAUAUUUCGUCAUUUAUGGACGUCCACUCCUCGAAGAUUAUGUCAAGCGAGAACUAAUCAACAAGGAACGAGUUGUCAUCGAAAAUCCAGACUUCCUUGUCGUCGUUCCAUUCUGGGCAUGUUACCCAUUCGAGACCAUGAUCAUUGCACGUGAUUCCAGGGUCAAACGAAUAAAUAACUUGACGUCAUCACAGAUUGCAAAUCUAUCGGCUGUAAUCAAGGAACUGACAACAAAAUAUGAUAAUCUCUUCAAAUGUUCAUUUCCUUACUCGAUGGGAUUUCAUGGAGCACCGACUGGUGAGAUGUUGGACUAUGAUGAUCUUCAUUGGACAUUCCAUGCUAUUUACUAUCCACCAUUGUUGAGGAGUUCAACAAUUAGGAAGUUUAUGGUCGGAUUUGAGCUGUUGUGUCAGGCUCAGAGGGAUUUGACACCAGAACAGGCUGCUGAGAGGUUGAGGAACUUGGAUGGGAAGAAGCAUUAUAGUGAGGAUUAGGAGUGUUGAUCAUGUGUCUUAUGGAUGUGGCUAUAUAGAGGAAUUUAUUAUAUUUUUUAUAUAUUUGUAGCUUUUUGAACAGUUUUAAUAAAAUAAUCAACAUAACCUCAAAAAUUUUUUUUUUAUUUUUGAACCUUUUUUUUUAACCCAGCUUUAGACUGGCUGCUUUAUGUUUUAUAUACCCUAGUUACAUAUUCUAUUAUGGCAAAACUAGCAGCUAACGCUAACCUAAAACACCUCAACUCCACCACCUCUCCUCGAGUCAUACGAAGCAACAAUAUCUCCAUCAUCCACAGAUAUCGCUGUCACAGCAGCAAAUCCACCGUCAGGAAGAUUCUCUCUUAAUGUAUGUCCAUACUGCUCAUUUAAUAAUCUCAUAAUCUCUGAAUCAAAAUUAGAUUCAUAUUGUAAAUCAAGUGGAGUCAGCUGAUGAUGAAGUCGUCUGGCAUCUAGAGCAGCUACAAGGGUUUUGUUCAGGUAGAGAUGAUUGAAAAUGGCUGCGAAGACUCCAGUUGGGAUGCGUGAGCCACCGGCUGCACCGACUAU
Molecule: messenger RNA, 1987 nt
Organism: Chironomus riparius
Lineage: Eukaryota; Metazoa; Arthropoda; Insecta; Diptera; Chironomidae
Source: the annotation of a GenBank genome assembly